AUGUCUGAUCUAAUGUUUUCAAAUUUGUUGGAGGAUGAUCAAGAGGAGUAUGGAGCUGUAGAGACAAUGGAUCCUCAGCUUUACAAAGCUACUAUAGGAGGGGAUCUUCUUGAAUUUGUAAGAGAAAUGGAAAGGUUGUCUAAUGAUAGGCAUCAGUGCUAUCUUCCAGCUUCUUGUGUCCAACUAGGCCCUCAGAAGAACACGAUUCUUCACCUAGCGACAAGCUAUGGACAUCAUGAGAUUGUCAAACUUGUCUGCAAGGACUUACCUCACUUGCUGGCAGAAAAAGAUGCAAGAGGUGAUACUGCCCUUCAUCUUGCUGCCAGAGCUGGUGAUACAAAUCUGAUCCUGUUGUUGACGGAUUCAGAUUAUGCCGUUUUGGCCCUUUUGGGUGCAACGAAUGAGGAAGACAACACUCCCCUGCAUGAGGCAUUGAUUCAUCGUCAUGAAAAUGUAGCCAGAACUUUGAUUGAUAAAAAUCGAAAUAUGAAUUAUUCUGUCAACCAUGAAGGGAAAUCUUUAAUGUAUCUGGCCGCAGAAGCAGGAUAUGUUGCCAUCAUUAGUCUCCUAAUGGAUAACCCUGUUGGAAAUUACGCACUUGACGGAAAGCAUAAAAACAAAUCACCUGUUCAUGCUGCAAUUCUUGGAAGGAACAUUGAUGUCCUGAAACUGUUCUGGAGAAAAGAUCGGUCAUCCUUUUACAAAAGGUGUGAAAAGGGAGGAAAUCCUCUUCACUGUGCUGCAUACAUUGGUUUUACUGAUGGGAUCAGCUUCUUACUGAAAAAAUCAUAUAUUCUUGCUUAUUUGAGGGAUAGACAAGGUCUUCUCCCCAUUCAUAUGGCAGCGAGUCAAGGUCAUGUUGAUAUUAUUCAAUUAAUGGUCCAAGACCGGCCAGAUUCAAGGGAACAGCUCACUUUACAGGGCCAAAAUAUCCUCCACAUUGCUGCAAAAAGUGGAAAAUGCAGAGCACUUGAGCGUAUGCUCAAAAUGCCAGAAGUAGAGAAACUUAUAAAUGAAAAAGAUGCAGAUGGAAACACCCCUUUACAUGUGGCUACAAUAUAUGGUCAUCCCAAGGUAGUGAGCAGUCUGACAUGGGACGAGCGUGUUAUCCUUCAGCUGGAAAACAAAGAUGGCCUAACUGCACUUGACAUUGCUGAGGAACAAAUGAAACCAUACAUGGCCUCAUUUCAGAAGCGUUUGACAUGGAUGGCCUUGAGAGUUGUGGGCGCUCCAAAAGCUCCCCAUUCUAAGUCUGUAACAGAUGUCAAUCUUAUGCUCGAAGAACAGCCAACAACAGAGAAUUACAGAGAUAAGGUUAAUGUGAUUCUGUUGGUAGCUACACUUGUGGCAACUGUGACCUUCUCUGCCGGUUUUGCAAUGCCAGGCGGUUACAAAAAUUCUGAUCCAAACCAAGGCAUUGCCAACAUGCUAGAAAAAGUCAAGUUUCAGGAGUUUGUUAUAUGUGAUUCUUUAGCAAUGUACAGCUCCAUUGCUGUGGCUGUUAUGCUCCUCUGGGCACAGUUGGGAGAUCAGAAGUCCAUGCACGUGGCCUUAAAGUUAGCAUUGCCACUGCUGGGGAUAGCACUUGCUAUGAUGUCAAUAGCAUUCAUGGCAGGAGUUUACCUGGUGGUCAGCAAACUCAAUUGGCUUGCCCAUUUUGUGUUGUUCAUGGGCUCGAACUUUGUCAUAGUGCUGAGAAUGAAGCUGCAGAAUAGAUGCAGUUCUUGUGGUUCUGUAAUCUGUUCACAGCCUCCGUUGAGGUCCUGUGAAUUCUCAGUUAGUGGACAGGAUGCUACCGACAGCAAGUUUAACCCUGGUACCAUACAAGGCGUCGCUUCUGCGCUAAAUUGGACUUGUUUAUGGGACCUGGUGAUUGCUCCUCGCUUAUGGCUAGUUUGGGAGUUCUCAGUGCAGGAUACGGAAGAAAAGAAGAAAAAGUUCAAGGGAAGAGAAAGGAUGGGAACACUCUUCUAA
Coffea eugenioides is the source of this 1974-nucleotide messenger RNA. Its product is annotated as protein ACCELERATED CELL DEATH 6-like. Gene Ontology annotation, molecular function: protein phosphatase 1 binding; protein phosphatase regulator activity. The record is from RefSeq and is a predicted model, not a curated record. The transcript is spliced from 5 exons. Gene Ontology annotation, cellular component: plasma membrane. Bases 1 to 1974 code for a protein of 657 amino acids. Lineage: Eukaryota; Viridiplantae; Streptophyta; Magnoliopsida; Gentianales; Rubiaceae.